AUGGCCCGCGGCAGCACAGCGUUCCUCUUCACGUCGCUGGGUUCCAAAGAGCCUUCAAGCUCGCGCAAGACCCACAUCCGUCGCCUGUUCGACGUCCUCGAGGUCUGCAUCCAGCGUCACGACUGGCCCCGCGCAAAACGGGCAUGGGCCAUCCUUGCGCGAUGCGGGGAAGUGGGAUGGAAGACGAUGUGGACGACAAGUGGCCAGGACAACGCGGAACGAAUCCGAUUCCUGAGCGUGAUGAUGCGCCAAUACCCGGAGGAGGUGAGGCUACCGGAUGCCGUGGGCGCACCCGCUGCCGCUGACAGCACCUUCCCGCGCCAGCGCGAGUCCAUCCUCAAGGAACUCGUGCUUCGGCUGAUCCAGAGCGGCGCACACCGGCGCGCGAUGGAAGAACUCGACCUCUACCUGCCCUCGUACCCAUACCAAGACAAUCCCGCGUUGCACACCUACGCCGGCAUGAUUGCGCUCUACCUCGCCCAACCGAGCAGCGAGCCCGCAAUCUCCGAGGAGACGACUUUCGGUCCGUCUGCGCCCUGCAAUAAGCCUCCACAUGUCCAUCGCUGA
Molecule: messenger RNA, 567 nt
Organism: Epithele typhae
Lineage: Eukaryota; Fungi; Basidiomycota; Agaricomycetes; Polyporales; Epitheliaceae
Exons: 3
Coding region: 1-567 (188 amino acids)
Biological process (GO): nucleolar large rRNA transcription by RNA polymerase I; transcription initiation at RNA polymerase I promoter
Cellular component (GO): RNA polymerase I core factor complex
Molecular function (GO): TBP-class protein binding; RNA polymerase I core promoter sequence-specific DNA binding; RNA polymerase I general transcription initiation factor activity
Source: RefSeq, a predicted model, not a curated record